Messenger RNA from Zeugodacus cucurbitae (melon fly), 4466 nucleotides. It is a transcript of the gene Smurf, whose product is annotated as E3 ubiquitin-protein ligase Smurf1. Gene Ontology annotation, molecular function: ubiquitin-protein transferase activity; protein binding. Gene Ontology annotation, biological process: ubiquitin-dependent protein catabolic process; negative regulation of BMP signaling pathway. The coding region runs from base 594 to 4010 and encodes 1138 amino acids. The transcript has 10 exons. The record is from RefSeq and is a predicted model, not a curated record. NCBI's taxonomy places the organism in Eukaryota, Metazoa, Arthropoda, Insecta, Diptera, Tephritidae.
GCAUAAAGGAAGAACGAUAAGGAAUUGCUCAACAAAAAUGGCGUUUUCCACUUUGCGAGAUUUUGCACUUGCUCUAAUAAGUAGUAAUUAAAUUUGUAGUAAAGAAGUUAUUUAAAUUUUGGUCGCGGGGAUUUAAAAAAAUCUAUUAUUGCCUUCAAAACUUAAAAGUUAUAAUAAUAGUUAAACUAAAAAGCACAAAUAUAUGGAAUCGAAUGGGUAGAACUCACAAAUGCACACACACAUACGCGAUGGAAUCACAGUGAAAAGUUAUGGUAUCAAUUGUAAAAAGUAAUCAAAUAACUCUUUAAUAUUUUAAUGCAUUGGAUAUGCUUGAGUGAAGAUUUGGUUCGAAAUGCCAGAUAAUGAAGUGCUUACACAUAAUUUUACUUGUAAUAUUUGGGCACAUGAAAAAUAAGACAAAUUGUUUAUAUACAUUAGUAUAUAAAUUCUCAUUAAUACAUAUACAUAUAAUCGUAGUUUCGGUUCAUAUCUACAUAAAUUACAUUACAUAGAACGUAUGAAUAUUGUGUCCUAUAAUAUAAUUUGAAGUUCGCAUUGCUUUCGAAAAGAGAAGAGUUUUACCAACACAGAAUAUGAAUAAAUUAGAUUAUCCUCGCCGUAAUGGAGCACUCAAAGUGCGAAUAACGAUAUUAUGUGCACGUAACUUGGCUCGCAAGGAUUUAUUUAGACUUCCAGACCCAUGCGCUAAAGUACUGGUCGAUGGUACAGCACAGACAUAUACUACGGAUGUUAGCAAGUCAACUUUAGAUCCUAAAUGGAAUGCACACUACGACCUUUUUAUUGGGAGUAACGAUGCUGUUACUAUUACAGUCUGGAAUCACCGGAAAAUACAUAAAGCUAGCGGAUUCCUUGGUUGUGUACGCAUACCUGCAGAUUCAAUACAGAAGUUAAAAGGAAUGGGAUUUACACGUUUAAAUUUGGGUAAACUCUCUCCUGAGGAUGAUGAUAUGGUGCGUGGACAAAUUAUAAUUGCCUUAUUGUCAAAAGAUGGUCCAUGUGGUGGUAACCCUUUGGCGGUGGUGGGUCCCAGUGGAGAUGUUCGUGGCCCAUCGGAAGAUGAUUCGUCUGAAGAUAAUUUACCAGAAGGUUGGGAAGAGCGCCGAGCUGGUAAUGGCCGUGUAUAUUAUGUAAAUCAUACCACGAAAUCAACGCAGUGGGAUCGGCCCAGUGCUCGUUACCGUCAGCGCACAAGGGUCCAAAAUAUUGAAGGAACCAAUGUAAGGCAUCCCGCCGGACCAACACGUUCGAACACUUGUACAAAUCUUCUUAGCGGAGAAAAUAGCUGUAGUUCUGAAAGAAAUGCAGCCGAAGCAGCUGACGAAAGGCGUCAUUCGACGGAAGUGCUCCCAUGUUCGAACAUGGGUUGCAGUAGUAUUAUGAAUAAUAUCAAUGCAAAUGUCAAUGUCCAAAUAGGCAAGGAGAAUUGUAGUCCAAAGUGUGUGGAUAAUAAUAUAAGAAAACAUAAUCAGCAGAUACGUGGCAAUAAUGAAAAUCAAAAUUCGAUUGGUGCUACUACACAAGCAGCUGCGCAGAUGCGCGUAAGUGAUUUUAAAGCUUCAACAACUGUUUCCACGACUGAUACACCAGCGGUUGUAACAACUGCGACAACAGCUACCACCGCUUCUGUUACGGUUACUUCGGGUACCAUUUCAAAUGGAGAAGUAAGCAACAAUAGUCACGGAAGGAAGCUAGCAACAAUUUCAAAUGGUCAGCAAGCGGGACCUUAUUUUAAUGAGCAGAUUGCAUCAGAAUCAAGCGACGGAUCACUGUUAUUAUGUACGCCACAACGUCCGAAUAAUCAAAAUCAGACAAACGGUAAUGCUGGUAGUACAAAUGGAUCGAAUGCAACUCAGUCGCAUAUUAAUGGAUGGAAUGCCGAAAAAAAUGAUCAUAUAUCUUCGUCUACAACUGCUAGUAUAUUACUGAGUCCGAUCUCAGGAAAUGGCAAUACCGUAACUGCCAGCGGUGUUAGUGGCUCAAUUAUGAGUCAAAGUCCCAAUGCAAAUUCGAACUCACAAAUUUCAAAGCCGUCAUGUUCCACAACGGCAAAUGGCAAUAAUCGGGAAAGAGAACAUGAUCGUGAUAGAGAGCGUGAAAGAGACACACGUAAUGUUAGUGUACCAUGUCCUUCAAAUACUGGUGGUUCAGGAACAACUGCUUGUAAUCAACGUUCACAGCGACGUUCUUCGAGAGGAACUGAAGAGCCACCACGUCGCCGUUCAUCGCGAAGCACGCGCGCUUCCAGCAACAGUGGUGGUGGUGGCCAACGAUAUGCUAUUUGUAAUACUAGCGGUACAAAUCCAACAGCACGUCCAUUUAUGGACCUUCCAACAGGCUAUGAGAUGCGAACAACACAACAAGGUCAAGUAUACUUUUUCCACACUCCUACUGGUGUAUCUACGUGGCAUGAUCCACGUAUACCUCGCGAUUUUGAAACGCAACAUCUAACACUUGAUGCAAUCGGGCCACUGCCCAGUGGUUGGGAGCAACGGAAAACCGCUUCUGGCAGAGUUUACUUUGUCGAUCACAAUAAUCGGACAACUCAGUUUACUGAUCCCCGAUUUAAUUGCAAUAUUCUUCAAAUGAUACGGCGUGGCGCUUUAUCUAAUACAGGUAAUUGUUCCACUGGAGCAGCGAAUUCUCUGGUUUCUACGGGUAAUGGUAGUAUCGUGCAGCAACUUUCUCCAGCACCCUCUCAUCCGCUGUCAAGUGGGAAUAGCGGUUCAGCAAGUAGUAAUAGUGGUACGUCCCAUCGUAUUGUUAAUAAUACAAGUACACCACCCGCAGAUCUGCCGCAAGGUCUUUUAGAAGGUUCUGAGCUGCUACCCAAAUAUCGGCGGGAUUUAGUUAGUAAAAUGCGCGCUCUGCGCACUGACUUGCAGACACUGCAACCACAGUCUGGUCACUGUCGUCUAGAAGUGUCACGUAACGAAAUAUUUGAAGAGAGUUACAGACUGAUAAUGAAAAUGCGACCUAAGGACAUGCGUAAACGUUUAAUGGUAAAAUUCAAAGGAGAAGAAGGCCUUGAUUACGGCGGUGUUGCACGCGAAUGGCUUCAUUUAUUGUCGCGUGAAAUGCUCAAUCCUCAAUAUGGAUUGUUUCAAUAUUCACGUGAUGAUCACUAUACGUUGCAAAUUAAUCCGGACUCUGGUGUUAAUCCAGACCACUUGUCGUAUUUUCACUUUGUCGGCCGCAUUCUCGGAAUAGCGGUAUUUCAUGGACACUGUUUAGAUGGUGGCUUUACAACACCCUUUUAUAAACAACUUCUUAAUAAACCGAUAACUUUAAAUGAUAUAGAAGGAGUUGAUCCAGAGUUGCAUCGUAGUCUUACUUGGAUGCUUGAGAAUAAUAUAACGGGAAUUAUAGACUCUACAUUUAGUGUUGAGAACAAUAGUUUUGGUGCAUUGGUAGUUCAUGAAUUAAAGCCAUCAGGUGCUUCGAUAUCAGUAACUGAGGAUAAUAAGCGCGAAUAUGUUAAACUUUACGUAAAUUACCGAUUCAUGCGAGGUAUUGAGCAACAAUUUCUGGCGUUACAAAAAGGUUUUUGUGAACUUAUUCCAGCUCAGCUUUUGAGACCUUUUGACGAGCGUGAGUUAGAAUUAGUAAUUGGUGGAAUUUCUAGCAUUGAUGUUAAUGACUGGCGCAUCAAUACAAGACUGAAACACUGUACUCCAGAAACGCAACAAGUGAUAUGGUUCUGGCAGGUGGUGGAAUCCUAUUCUUCUGAAAUGCGCGCACGUCUUUUGCAAUUUGUAACUGGUUCAUCAAGGGUGCCCUUACAAGGUUUUCGAGCAUUGCAAGGUUCAACUGGAGCGGUUGGACCACGGUUAUUCACAAUACACCUAACUACAGAUGUGCCCACUCAAAACUUGCCAAAGGCACAUACAUGUUUCAAUCGUAUUGAUUUACCGCCUUAUGAAAAUUACCAAUUACUGUACGAUAAGUUGACGCAGGCUGUGGAAGAAACUUGUGGAUUUGCUGUAGAAUAAUAAUUUACACUGAAAGAUAAUAGUUAUCUGGUGGUAGAAUGAAAACAAUUAAAUGCUUACCUAAUAACCAGUGGAUCUACGAAAUACAUGUAUUUUUUCCUACUUAUUUGGAUUGGUUGAAAUCAAAAAACAUCACUGCUAUUCUUUUAUUUUAAUUUGUUAAUUAUUAAUUUUUUGAUUAAUUGUUGCCGAAUUUUGCUGUUCCAAAAAGAACCGCAAUUAAUUAUACAUACGGAUGUAUAAUACGCAAUAAAAAUAAAGAAACACAUAUAUCCAUACAACGUUUUGUUCACAUACGAAUACAUAUAGUAACGUAGCCGAGAAUAUCAAAACAUAUGUAUACAAUUAUAAGAUAAUAAUGAGAAAGAUCUUUUGUUAUGAAUGGUUUUAACAUUUUAAGAAAUCAUGCUUGUGAUUAAUCAGUUAAAUAAAAAUCGGAAGAUAAUUUGAAAAUUA